Messenger RNA from Empidonax traillii (willow flycatcher), 3063 nucleotides. Its product is annotated as mucin-5AC-like. The record is from RefSeq and is a predicted model, not a curated record. The transcript has 11 exons. The annotation marks the transcript as partial. Gene Ontology annotation, cellular component: extracellular matrix. Lineage: Eukaryota; Metazoa; Chordata; Aves; Passeriformes; Tyrannidae.
GCUGCUAUCCACACUGUCCAAAAAAUAAGCCUUAUUUUGAUGAAGAAACCAUGACCUGUGUUUCUAAUUGUGGUUGUUAUGAAAAUGGGAAAAAUUACAAACCAGGAAUGGAGAUGCCUCCAAGGCAGAAUUGUGAAUCAUGUGAAUGCACAAUUCAUGGCAAGGAAUGCAGAUAUGAUGAACGUGAAUGUGUCUGCUUCUAUGAGGGACAGAAGUAUAACUACAAAGAUGUGGUUUACAACACUACAGAUGGAACAGGAGGGUGUAUUGUUGCAAUCUGUGGUGCCAAUGGAACACUUGAAAGGGUUAUCUAUGAAUGUCAAACCUCAACACCCACAACUGCAACAACAUUUCAUUUCAGCACUACACCACCUGCCAGUACUUCCACAGUGUCACCAACUACAUCAGUAUGUGUUCAUGAGGUCUGUGAGUGGUCAGAAUGGUAUGAUGGCAGUCUGCAAACGCCUGGCUAUGACGGUGGAGAUUUUGAGACCUUCAAUAACUUAAGAGCUAAAGGCUAUGAAGUCUGUAAAGCUCCACGGGAUGUUCAAUGCAGAGCAGAAAAAUUCCCUGAUAUACCACUGAAAGACCUUGGCCAAAAAGUAGAAUGCAGUACAACAGUUGGGCUUAUAUGUUACAACAAAGACCAAAUUUCAACAAUGUGCAACAAUUAUGAGAUCAGAGUCCUGUGCUGUGUUUUUGUACCAUGCUCUACUUCAACAUAUCCAAUUUCUACAACUUCUGAAAGUACAACAUCAAUACAUUCAACAUCUGAAGAAACAACAACAACCACCAUAAUGACACCACCUGCCACCACCUUUCCUUCAACACCACCUCUUUGCUUUAAAGAAAAAUGUUACUGGUCCAGAUGGUAUGAUGUCAGUUAUCCAGGGUCUGGUUACGAUGAUGGAGAUUUUGACACCAUUCAGAACAUUAGAAAAAAGGGAUACAAAGUCUGUGCUAACAGAAGAGAAGUGGAAUGCAGAGCUGUGAGGUUCCCUGAAACACCAUAUCCUCUCCUGGAGCAAAAGAUAUUGUGCAAUACAGAAGAAGGCUUAAAAUGUUACAAUAAAGACCAAUUGCCACCCAUUUGCUAUAAUUAUGAGCUAAGAUUUAAAUGCUGUGAAAAUAUAACAGUACCAUGCACAACAACGACGGAAGGUAUUACUAUUACAAAAACAACAUUUUGGUCACCAGUAUUCAGUACAACAUCCAAAGAAAUAACAACAACACCGCACUUAAUAACAAAACACAAGACGACAACGCAAGAGACGACUCCACCACAAACAGACUAUAUUCAUACAAGAAUUACAACAAAACCAACAACACAAACGCAAAAACCAACACCUACUAUGCCUACCAUAACAACCAAACCGAUGACAUCGACAACAACCCCCUGUGAACCCGAAGUGUGCACCUGGAGCGAAUGGUUUGACGUCGACUUCCCCUCCGCCGGGCCCAACCAGGGAGACUUUGAAACCUACCAGCACAUCCAGGCCGCUGGGAAGCGCAUCUGCCGGCGGCCAAAGGAGAUCGAGUGCCGGGCCGAGGACUACCCCGACGUUCCCGUCCAACAGGUCGGGCAGGUCGUGCAGUGCGACGUCCACUAUGGACUGGUGUGCAAGAACGAGGACCAGACUGGAAAAUUCAAGAUGUGCCUCAACUACAGGAUACGCGUCCUCUGCUGCACCCCCAACUACAACUGCGUAAGCCCCUCCACCAGGCCUACCACCACUUUUACCAGAAGUGAAACUUUCCUGACGAGCUCUCCAUCUCCGUUCUCAACAACUCCAUGUUUCUGCAAGAUUGGUGAUUCCAUUUUUUCACCCGGUGAUUUGAUUUAUGACAGAAUGGAUAGUGAUGGAUGUAGAUUUUAUGCCAUCUGUAGCCCAACAUGUACUAUUGAACGACACUCUGUCCCUUGUCAUGUCACUACUCCUGUAGCCACUACUUCCUCUGAGUGGUCUACCACAACAUCAUCAGUUCCUCUGCCAACCACUACAAAAACUCCCCAUGGCUGUGUUUCUACUACAUACCCUCCCCUAAAGCCUGGAGAAAGUUUCAAAUUAUCCAACUGUACAGAAGUCAUCUGUAAAGGAGACAAUGAUAUAGACGUAGUACCAACAUAUUGCCCGCCUGUAAAGGAAAUUACCUGUGCAAACAAAUAUCCUGCAGUCCUAGUACCUGAUGAAAAUGGCUGCUGUUAUCGAUACGAGUGUCAAUGUGUGUGUAGUGGAUGGGGUGAUCCUCAUUACAUCACAUUCGAUGGAAUCUAUUAUACUUUCCUUGAAAACUGCACUUACGUCCUGGUGAAACAGAUUGUCCCUAAAUAUGACAACUUCCGUGUUUACAUUGACAAUUAUUACUGCGAUGCAAAAGAUGGACUCUCCUGCCCUAAAUCCAUUAUUAUCUUCUACAAAUCUGCAGAAGUGGUGUUGACUCGGAAACUCAUGAAUGGUGUGAUGACCAAUGUGAUGUACUUCAACCAGAAGAUUGUCAAACCAGGCUUCGAGAAAGAUGGCAUUUCUUUCUCCACUCUUGGCAUCAAUAUGAUUGUUGAAAUAAAAGAGAUUGGUGCAACUAUCACCUUUAGUGGUCUAAUCUUCUCUGUGAAACUCCCAUAUAGCAAAUUUGGCAACAACACCGAAGGACAGUGUGGAACAUGUACAAAUGACAAAGCAGAUGAAUGCCGCUUACCAAGUGGUAAGAUCAUUUCUUCCUGUCCCCAAAUGGCUCAUCACUGGAUUGUUGACGACAACAAGACAUGUCAUGGAGUACCAAUACCACCAGUUAUAACCACACCUUCACCAAAGCCUCAGUGUGAAACACCUCAUCUCUGCAAGCUUAUCCUGAGCGAGAUUUUUGCAGAAUGUCAUACUGUGAUACCACCAGAACCAUUUUUCAAAGGCUGUGUUUUUGAUGGAUGUCGCAUAGAUGAUGAAUCCAUGCAGUGUUCCAGUUUGGAGAUAUAUGCUACAGAGUGUGCAUCUAGAGGUGUCUGCAUUGACUGGAGAGGAAAGACCAACAAUACAUGCUCAUUCAACUGUCCAGAAAGCUUGGUAU